GAGUCAGACAUCGCCUUCCAUUUCCGAGUCUACUUUGGCCAUUGUGCGGUGAUGAACAGCCUUCAGGCUGGGGGCUGGAAGAAUGAGGUGAGGUCCUCCCAUGUGCCCUUUGUGGAUGGCCAACUUUUUGACCUGCGUAUCUUGGUGCUGCAAAAUGAAUACCAGGUAGUGAUAAAUGGCCAACACUGUUACAGCUUUGCCCACCGACUCCAGCCGGGGUCUGUGAGGAUGAUGCAGGUGUGGAGAGAUGUUUCCCUGACUUCGGUGGAUAUCUCCUAGGGAGCGAACUGAUGACACUCUCCAUGGUCCAGAAGCGCCCUUGAUCUUUGUGACCAUGGAAUUCACAGAGCUCACUAAUAAAAUCAGUUUCCCCUUGCCCUUCCCCCACAAUUGGUCAUUAAAAGUUAUGCAAACUUUACAGGAUCU
Molecule: messenger RNA, 426 nt
Organism: Trichechus manatus latirostris (Florida manatee)
Lineage: Eukaryota; Metazoa; Chordata; Mammalia; Sirenia; Trichechidae
Product: galectin-10
Exons: 2
Coding region: 52-279 (75 amino acids)
Molecular function (GO): carbohydrate binding
Source: RefSeq, a predicted model, not a curated record